UGAGCAAAGAGCAGUAAUGGAUGCCUUACAUGCCACGUUACUUGUUCUUCUCUCAAUCCUUCUCUCAACUUCACCAGCUGUUCAAGGAAACGCCGAGCUGAGAGCUCUAAUGGAGCUCAAAUCGUCGCUUGACCCCGAGAACAAGCUUCUCCAGUCAUGGACGUUCAACGGCGACCCAUGCGACGGAUCUUUCGAAGGAAUCGCCUGCAACCAGCAUCUAAAAGUCGCCAACAUAUCGUUACAAGGGAAACGCUUAACCGGGAAGCUAUCUCCGGCCGUUGCAGAGCUCAAAUGCUUGUCGGGUCUUUACUUACAUUACAAUAGUCUCUUCGGAGAGAUACCUCAAGAGAUCACAAAUCUCACUGAGUUGUCAGAUCUUUAUCUCAAUGUUAAUAACUUCUCCGGAGAGAUUCCGGCAGGAAUUGGCUCCAUGGCUGGCUUGCAAGUUAUGGAUCUAUGCUGCAACAGCUUAACAGGGAAGAUACCAAAGAGCAUUGGAUCCUUGAAGAAGCUAAGUGUUCUGUCUCUGCAACACAACAAACUAACCGGAGAGGUUCCUUGGAGUUUAGGCAACUUGAGUACGUUGAGUAGGAUUGAUCUGAGCUUCAACGAUCUUUCAGGAACAAUCCCAAAAACCCUAGCCAGCAUUCCUCAGCUUGAUACACUUGACUUGCGCAACAAUACUCUCUCUGGCUUUGUUCCUCCUGGUCUCAAGAAGUUGAAUGAGAGAUUCCAGUUUGAGAACAACACAGGGCUAUGUGGAAUCGAUAUCCCUUCUUUGAGAGCCUGUUCUGCUUUUGAUGAUUCAACCAUCGAAGUCAAGCAGCCUCAAGGUGAAAAAGACACUGAUAAGUCAACUCUACAUAACAUUUCAGACUCUGUCUAUCUCAAAAGUCAUUGCAACCAAACACAUUGUCAUAAACCCUCAUCAAAACUCCCACAAGUUGCUUUGAUCUCAAGCGUGAUCACCGUCACUAUAACUCUGUUUGGUGCUGGUUUAUUAACCUUCUUACGCUACAGAAGAAGGAAGCAGAAGAUUAGUAACACAGCAGAGCUUUCCGAGGGAAGACUCAGCACAGAUCAACAAAAAGAUUUUAGGUCAUCGCCUCUUGUAAGUCUUGCCUACACCAAAGAAUGGGACCCCCUUGGAGAUAGCAGAAACGGAGCUGAGUUCUUACAAGAGCCUCAUCAUCUCUUUGUUGUCAACAGCAGUUUCAGGUUUAACCUAGAAGAGGUUGAAUCAGCAACACAAUGCUUCUCAGAAGCUAACCUAUUGAGCAGAAACAGCUUCACCUCGGUUUACAAAGGAGUCCUUAGAGAUGGUUCUCUUGUAGCUAUCAGAAGCAUCAACAUAAGCAGUUGCAAGAACGAGGAAGUCGAGUUCAUGAACGGUCUGAAGCUUUUGUCCUCCAUGUCACAUGAAAACUUAGUGAAGCUGCGUGGCUUCUGCUGUUCUAGAGGCAGAGGAGAGUGUUUCCUCAUCUAUGAUUUCGCUUCGAAAGGAAAGCUCUCGAGUUUUCUUGACUUGCAAGAAAGAGAAACCGGUCGAGUUCUUGCUUGGCCCGCAAGAGUCUCUAUCCUCAAAGGGAUUGCAAAAGGUAUUGCUUACUUACAUGGAAGUGAUCAAGAGAAUAAGCAUGCUAUUGUUCAUCGAAACAUAUCGGUCGAGAAGAUCCUACUAGAUGAGCUGUUCAACCCGUUGAUCGCUGACUCAGGUCUUCACAACCUUCUAGCAGACGAUUUGGUCUUCUCAGCACUCAAAACAAGUGCAGCAAUGGGAUACUUAGCUCCAGAGUACGUUACAACCGGAAGAUUCACGGAGAAAACCGACGUUUUCGCCUUUGGAGUCAUCAUUCUCCAAAUACUCUCUGGCAAGCUCAUGCUUACAAGCUCACUGAGGACUGCAGCUGAGAAUGGAGAACACUUUGGAUUCAUGGAUGAAUAUCUCGGCGAAGGGUUUGAUAAAACAGAGGCGGUUGCAAUGGCGAGGAUGGGGAUAAGCUGUACUCAGGAGAUUCCAAACAAUAGGCCUAAUAUAGAGACACUGCUUCUGGAGAUAAACUGUAUGAAGAGUGAAUGAGUGUAUUUUAGUUAACAACUUCGUUUGCAGAAAAUGUUUCAACGUUUGUGUUGAGUAUGAUUCUCCGGUUAAGCAGUAUCACAACAGUUGGUUUUAAUUUUU
Brassica oleracea var. oleracea is the source of this 2182-nucleotide messenger RNA. Its product is annotated as somatic embryogenesis receptor kinase 4. Gene Ontology annotation, molecular function: protein binding; ATP binding; protein kinase activity. Gene Ontology annotation, biological process: protein phosphorylation. Gene Ontology annotation, cellular component: membrane. NCBI's taxonomy places the organism in Eukaryota, Viridiplantae, Streptophyta, Magnoliopsida, Brassicales, Brassicaceae. The record is from RefSeq and is a predicted model, not a curated record.